This is a messenger RNA of Talpa occidentalis (Iberian mole), 1799 nucleotides long. It is a transcript of the gene CELF5, whose product is annotated as CUGBP Elav-like family member 5. The record is from RefSeq and is a predicted model, not a curated record. Gene Ontology annotation, biological process: mRNA splice site recognition; regulation of alternative mRNA splicing, via spliceosome. The transcript is spliced from 12 exons. Lineage: Eukaryota; Metazoa; Chordata; Mammalia; Eulipotyphla; Talpidae. Gene Ontology annotation, cellular component: cytoplasm; ribonucleoprotein complex; nucleus. Gene Ontology annotation, molecular function: mRNA binding. Bases 236 to 1426 code for a protein of 396 amino acids.
GGGGGUGCAGAGUGAGGGAGAGGACUCCGCGAUGGCCUGCAGCACUGUGUUGAGGUCUGAAAGAAGGGUGAAGGAGUUCGGAGGUGAAGAGACUGGAGGGGUUCAAAGUUGGGGAGGGGGCUAUCGUGGCAGUUGGUGGAAAGGACCCUGGAUUUGGGGUUGAGGGAUCUCCACCCCGCGUUGGCUCAUCCACCAUGACCCUGGAUAAAUAAUCUCUCCCAACGUUGAUAGUUUGAUGUCGGUAAGAUGGGGUGCAAAGCACACUCCCUCUCUGAAGCUUGCUGACAACUGUACUGUGAUCAGAAAGAUGGCGCGGCCAAUCCAGGUGAAGCCUGCAGACAGCGAAAGCCGCGGAGGUAGGGACCGGAAGCUGUUUGUGGGGAUGCUGAACAAGCAGCAGUCGGAGGAGGACGUGCUGCGGCUGUUCCAGCCCUUCGGGGUCAUUGACGAGUGCACGGUGCUCCGGGGCCCCGACGGCAGCAGCAAAGGCUGUGCCUUCGUGAAGUUCUCCUCCCACACGGAGGCUCAGGCGGCCAUUCACGCCCUGCACGGGAGCCAGACCAUGCCGGGGGCCUCCUCCAGCCUGGUGGUCAAGUUCGCGGACACGGACAAGGAGCGAACGCUGCGGCGCAUGCAGCAGAUGGUGGGCCAGCUGGGCAUCUUGACACCAUCGCUCACCCUGCCCUUCAGCCCUUACAGUGCCUACGCUCAGGCUCUCAUGCAGCAGCAGACAACGGUCCUGUCCACCUCGGGCAGCUACCUGAGCCCCAGCGUGGCCUUCUCACCCUGCCACAUUCAGCAGAUUGGCGCCGUCAGCCUUAAUGGACUGCCUGCCACACCCAUCGCCCCUGCCUCUGGACUGCACUCGCCCCCGCUGCUCGGCACCGCUACUGUGCCCGGCCUGGUGGCUCCCAUCACCAACGGCUUCGCAGGUGUCAUGCCCUUCCCCGGUGGGCACCCCACCCUAGAGACUGUAUAUGCCAAUGGCCUCGUGCCCUACCCAGCUCAGAGCCCGACAGUUGCCGAGACCCUCCAUCCCGCCUUCUCCGGAGUCCAGCAGUACACAGCCAUGUACCCCACCGCGGCCAUCACGCCCAUCGCGCACAGCGUCCCCCAGCCGCCGCCCCUCCUGCAGCAGCAGCAGCAGCGAGAAGGUCCCGAAGGCUGUAACCUGUUUAUCUACCACCUCCCCCAGGAGUUUGGAGACACGGAGCUGACCCAGAUGUUCCUGCCCUUCGGCAAUAUCAUCUCCUCCAAGGUGUUUAUGGAUCGAGCCACCAACCAGAGCAAAUGUUUUGGCUUCGUGAGCUUUGACAACCCGACCAGCGCGCAGACCGCCAUUCAAGCCAUGAACGGCUUUCAGAUUGGCAUGAAGAGGCUCAAAGUGCAGCUGAAGAGGCCCAAAGAUCCAGGACACCCCUACUGACCUCGCCCACAGCCACCCUGAGGCUGUGGGCUUGGCCCAGAUCUUAUCCAGUAAGACCCCAUCCAAAAUAGCCUGUGCUGGUUUCAUUCCCAAGCCCGCCCACGUCUAGGAGGAGGAGAGUGCCAGGCUCCGGCUGCCAUCUGAGGUAGAGAUGGAAGAGCUCCACUCGGAGGCCCAACUUAGCUGAAUUCCAGUCUGGCCCUGGACAACCUCCCUCAGCCUCACUAUAAAGGAGGAAUAAGAAUACCCAUUUUAUAAGCUUUUAAAAGACUAAGUGCAAGAAUAUGUGCUGUUGUGUAGAAUCCACUGCUCUUUUAACUACAUAGCAUGUGGAUUCCGAAAUAGAAAAAGAAAGAACAAAUGAACAACUCGG